UACUUAUUGAAGAAUAACUCAGCACGUACAGAGUUUGCACAGCAGCCUAAAUCGCAGCAGUGUAUAUGACCCAGAGCCCAACAUUAAAGUGAAGCUGCUUCUUUUCUAUUUGUCUGCCGAUCUUCAGUUUGCAUGCUGUUUUCUGAAGCAUAGAUUUGCAUUUUUUUUGGAUGAUCAAGUUAUAAAUUGAGUUUAUCGUAAAAUCACAGACUGUAAUCAGCAACAGAUGAAGAAGUGGACUCGCCAAAUGGGUCUCAUUUGAAGGACGGCAUAAUAAUGCAAACCUAGGCGAAAUGACCUUGCCUGUAUAACAGAACACAGAAGGGGAAUCUGUGCUGUUUCCAAAUUAUUUGAGCCAGGAUUUGGAAAAGCUGCUUUGAUUGUCGUCCGGGUCCCUUCCUCAGAGGAAACACAUCCUGUUAAUGUUUGAAUGUGAAGUUGGACUACUGAAUGUUUGUUGCAGCCAGCAACGCCCAAAGACUCACCAGCACAGUUAGAAAAACAACAGUUUCCUCCUAACUUUGAGAGUCGUUUUCUUUUUGGUAUCUUAUCAGUAUGUCAGGAUUGUGUCACUCCCAAAGCAUGAAGUCUAUUUCAACAAGAUGCUCAAUUUCUGCUUAACUGUUUAAUCUACUGCACGGUGCUUUGCUGUGAUUGUUAAUAUUUUGAUUUAAACUGAAGGCAAUCUCAACAAACAUUACAUCAAACUGCUUUGAUCAAGUUGAUCUACUUUUCAACAAAUUGACAAAUAGGUGCACAGAUCCAGGAAAUCACUCAUUUGACUCCACCAGCUUUACUCAAAGAUCUUCACUUCGUGCAUCAACGAAACUUCAACAAAAGGGAUGGACCUGCAUGCACGGCAGCUUAUCACUGCUAUGUCUCCAGUCAAGAAGGCGCAAGAGGGCGGAUAAACCACGUUCAUUUUCACCCAGCUUAGACAGUUAAAGUAUUUUCAAAAUCUGACACAUCCCUGUUGAGGAUACUGGUGGACAGAAGGAUGAAUGCUCAGCUCCUCUAGCAACUCUCAGACAGCUCUAGGUGCUCCUGAAUGUUUAAUACAUGAGUGUUUUGUGUAGAAAUAAAAAAGCUUCCUUGUGUUCACUUGGCAACUAGAGCUGUCUUGGAGUUGAGGAAAAGCAGCUGGGUAUGACUGUCCAAAAGCUGGUGGCUACUGCUGUGGCAGUGGCUCUUCUGUCUCUGAUUCUCAACAAUGCAGCAGCCUUCACUCCAAACUGGGUGUAUCAGGCACUGGAGGAUGGGAGAAAGCGCAGUGUGGGAUUGUGGAAGAUGUGUUAUGGAAUUGAUAAAGGGAAAGGGCCAACAAGGCUUGAACAAACUUUGGAGCGUGACUGUGAGAAUUUAAACUGGGGAUCAGAGCAUGCUGGAUUUCAAGAAUCUCGGAACACAGUGAAACUUCAGUUUGAUAUGAUGCGAGCCUGUAACCUGAUUGCCACAGUGGCUUUGACUGUUGGCCAGCUCAUCUUCCUCCUUGGACUGAUGGAAUUGCCACUAAUUAGCCAAGAUUCUCAGUGGUGGGAAGAGGCAAUAGCUGCUCUGUUUCAGCUAUCCAGUUUUGUGUUGGUGAUUGGACUGGUGACAUUCUACCGAAUUGGCCCUUAUACUCAUCUCUCUUGGUCAUGCUACUUGGACAUUGGAGCUUGUCUCUUCUCAACACUUGCAGCAGCUAUGUUAAUCUGGAACAUAUUACACCGGCGGGAGGACUGCAUGACACCCCGUGUUAUUGUUAUUCGUCACUCAAGACCCCGUUUUGAAAAUGACUAUGUGGAGUCACCCUGCUGAAAUGAAAUUGAUAACAGGAAAGGAGACUAUUUGCACGUGUUUGAGAAUUGCAGAAUCCCUGCUUGUUCAUGAACUAACUAAAUGUCUGCCCAACAAUCAAAAUAUGGGGAAGGUUGGAUGAGGUAGAUGCACCGCUGGGGAAGGAGAAAGCAAGGGUUGGAAUUUGAAAACAUUAACAAUUUUGAUUUGCGUCACCAGUACAAUUUCCAAGGAACUAUGCAAAUCAUGAAUUAAGUAUAUCAGAAUAUUAGAGCAUAGUAUAAACACAGGAGACUAAAUGAGCACUGGGGGGGUUUGAGGAAUCAAAUGUGCCAAUGUGCCUCAUAUAUCUAAGGGGACUCCACUAGAUUCAAAGGCAAAAUACAAAUGGCUUAAGGUGUUGACUUGUUGACAAAUUGGUGGUAAGAUGCAGUGUCAAGGACACUGAGUAACUUGGUGAUGAGGGUUUGUCACUUCUUGGCCAGGUCAUUAGGUUGAGCAACAUUGUGAAAUAGAAAGAACUCUCUUACUCCUCUUCACCACCACUAAGUUCAAGCACCUGCUACCAAGUGUCAGGACUUUACUGUGGAUAAUCAGGUAUCAAGAUUGAUAAAUAUUUAAAGGAUUAGUACUCAACAAUUGAACAAUCUAGGCUUUAAUUUAAAUCAGCUAACUAGAUAGGACACAAUAUAUGUAUUUUAUAGCAUUAGAAUGAUGAGAGUCACUUGUUAUUUGCUUCUGACAUUAGUGACCUCAGAACGUAAUCGGACUGAUACAUCAGGAAUAGGCCAUUCUGCCUGCCAAGCCUGCCCCAUAAUUAAAUACAUUCAUGGCUUGAUCCUUUUGAUGCCUUCUACCCACACAAUCCCAAAACAUUUGAUUCCAUUGGUAAUCAGAAAUAUAUCAAUCAAUCUCUACUUUAAACAGACUGAAAUUUCACAGCCCUCUGGCUUACAGAAUUCUAUAAAUUCACAAACUUUUGAAUUAAAAAGAGUUUCCCCUCAUUUCGGUCCUAAAUUGCCCUCUUCCUUGUUUUUAAAUGGCGCCUCCUAGUUCUAGACUCCACAGCCAGGAGAGGCAUCUUAUCUGGAUCUGUUCUGUAUUUCCCUUUAAGUAUUUUGUAGGUUUCAAGGAGAUCACCUUUUAUUCAUCAAGUCUCUUGAGAAUAAAGUACAGUGUUUGCCCAAUCUCUCUCCAUAAGACAGUCUCAUCAUCCUGGGACCAAGUCUGGUGAUUCUUUAUUACAGUCUCUCUUUGGCAAUAAUACCAUUCCCAAGGUAAUAGGACCUCAGUUGGCUGGACUGCAGGUUUGCAAUGCUGACUGAUGUCAACAGCAUGCGUUCAACUCCUGCACUGGUGAGGUUGCCAUGAAAGACCUUCCUUAUCAAACUCUCCCCUCACCUAAGGUAUGGUGACUACCAUCAGUUGUCUCUCUCUAAAGAGAGAGCAGCCCUAUGGUGCAGUAGGCCUAUGGUGACUUUACUUUUAGGUUCGAGAAAUUUCCCUACUACUGAUGUUAAGCUAAUAAGUCCUGGUACCUUGUUUUCCCUCUUGCUCCCUUCUUAAAGAAUGGGAUGAUGUUUGCUAGCUUCUAAUUUACAGGAGUCCCCAGUAUUUGAACUCUGGAAUGCACAGGCAAACCUACAGAUCAGAAGAUUCAAUAAAUUAAAGUUAAAUUUUAACAGCAAUAUUGAACAUGAAGGGCUAUCCAAUAAACAUAAGCGGAAUUCACAGCAGUUGGGUGGAGUUAAAAUGAAGGUGGACUUAAUCUGUGGGCAUUUUUAAGAAAACACUUCUGUAAUUCAGUACUUUCAGUUGCUUUUUCAAAAAGUGCACUGUAAUUAUAAAAUAUUAAAAUAAAUGGCAAGAGCACUACUCGGGUUGGAAAAUCAUCCUUGCCGUCAGUUCUACUGCCCUUGGGUUAACACUUUACCAUGGCUACCUUCACAUGCAAUCAAUGUUUCUGCACCACAUUGGAGUGGGUUUUCCAGGGAUGGGGGACAUACCACUGGACAUGUUAAUUUUGGUGAGGUGUUUUGUAUCUGACUUAGUGAAACAUUUAUUAUGGCUCUAUUGCACCCUUGGCACAAGUUGAUCUUUAAUUCAGGUUUUGUGUAGGGAAAUGGGGCAGGAUAGCUAGCCACGAAAAUAGGACAGACAAGUCACAGACAGGAUCUUCUGGCUACCUACUGUUGUGCUGAAUGAAGGCUUCCUGCUUGUCCCUGAAGGCAAAAGAUUUAACAGCCAAUGGGAUGCCUCUCUCCAGCCCAUCAGUCAGAAAGGUGGUGGGGGACAAGUGCUGUUGUUUUUAAAUGCACCACAUGCAAAGCUGGAGAGAAGUGAGACAGAAGCAUCCUUCACACUUUGAUUCCAUGAGAACAGUUAGUCUGAACCACUCCUGUCUGUGUCUUUGGGAAAGUUCCAUUAAUUCCAGGGGAACUUAAAAGGGUGGGAGUUCAAUGUCACAGAUGUCCUCGAUCUUAGUGAUUGGGAAACACAUGUUCCUUUGAGCUUAUUUCAGGAAAAUCAGACCCAUUAAUCUCAAUAAAUGUGAUCAUAAAACAUGGACUGAGAAAGCAAUGUGGAAUAUAAUUUUACUCUUUCAGUUCUGUGUUGUUUUAAAUAGUGGAAGCAGUAUCAGUAGAAGUGUUGCUCUAUUUCAUACCUGUGAAAUCUGAAAUCAUUGGUUUGCUGGUGAACCUAGAAUUCACAUUCACAUUAUUGCCAAUCUGCUGAAUAAACUACACUCUACAGUAAGGAAAAUAAAUCACACAAACCAGAUAAAUUCCAUGUGUGUAAUAAUGAUCAUUAGCAACUUCACGUUGAGAAAGUCACUAUUUGUACCAGACCUGUUAGUUCUAGUACUUUUCAAAUAUGACAUUUCAGAAGUGGUCUACCACCACAUACAGAUUAAAACCAAUACUUAUAAAUAUAAUUUGGGGUUUUUUGAACAAUUUGAGUGAAAAUAGUGUGAAAGUUUAACAAAAUAACAUCCAUUAUGUCUUUUUUUUUACAACACUUCCACAGUAUGCCACUCAACUCAGCUGACUGAACAGUGAACACUGAUCAAAUUCAUACUAACGAAUGGUAGGUUUGAGGUUUCAGCUUCAGCUGAGUGCUCGACACACAACAUACAGGUGUUAGCCAUUUAGUUACUAAGGUAUUAAAGCAACACAUUCAAAAAAGUAGUAUAGGAAUGAAAAUUCAACACAGGUUUCACCAAAUGGACUGUUUUCAGAUGCAGCAAAACUGCUUAAGAUUAACCAAAACACUUGAAAAUAUCUCAACA
Molecule: messenger RNA, 5068 nt
Organism: Hemiscyllium ocellatum (epaulette shark)
Lineage: Eukaryota; Metazoa; Chordata; Chondrichthyes; Orectolobiformes; Hemiscylliidae
Gene: tmem204
Product: transmembrane protein 204
Exons: 5
Coding region: 1147-1800 (217 amino acids)
Source: RefSeq, a predicted model, not a curated record